Molecule: messenger RNA, 1518 nt
Organism: Anopheles maculipalpis
Lineage: Eukaryota; Metazoa; Arthropoda; Insecta; Diptera; Culicidae
Product: nischarin
Exons: 4
Coding region: 1-1518 (505 amino acids)
Cellular component (GO): cytoplasm
Molecular function (GO): phosphatidylinositol binding; protein kinase binding; integrin binding
Source: RefSeq, a predicted model, not a curated record
AUGUCCAACUAUCAGCUGCACGCGAACGAAACUUCCAUCUCGAUACCACGGAUAAUCACGGUUGACAGUGUGAAUUACUACGAAAUAUUGGUAAAAUGUGGUCAGGUCAUGUGGACGGUAAACCAUCGGUAUCGCGACUUUGCCGAGCUGCACGAACGGCUCGUAUCGGAACGGGGCGUCUCCAAGGACAAACUGCCACCGAAGAAGGUGCUCGGUAACAAGAGUCCCACGUUCCUGAAGAAGCGUCAGGAGGCGCUCGAGCAGUACCUGAAGGAGAUGCUGAUCUUUCUGAAAGUUACGAUGCCCCGGGAGUUUGUCGAGUUUCUGGACUUCCAUCGGUACGACAUUAUCUUUCUGGUGCAGCAUCUUGCCAGUUCGCUGUUUCUGCGCGGUGACGCAUUCUUGGCAAAGUCGAAAAAGUACGGCUUCUCGGUGCUGGAACUGCACGCCAUUAGUGAGCGGAUGAAGAUACCCUGUCCGCCGACAGAGGCAGCCUGCAGCAAUUAUAACUUUUCCCACAUACUGGACUUUUGUGCCCAGCUGGAGACUAUUAUUGUGCUGCCGACGAAGAACAGUCUGCCGACGAUACUGUACGAUGAUGAUACGGACAAGUACAUUCCGCACGCGCUACACAAACCGAUCGGCAGCAGCAAUCUCAUCCCGGUGCAGCUGCGGUACGAGCUGAGCGUGUUCAAGGUGUUGCGUAAUCUCAUCAUCUAUGGCGUGCCGACGGAAAACAUUCAAAAUGUAGGUGCCUUGCGUGAAACGCUAACCCGGAUAGAGGUGUACAAAAGCGAAACGAAACAAAUCUGCCAAAUUGCGUUGUGUGAUAAUGUCCAUAAGGAUGCGGCGGAGGAUGAGCUGGACAAGUCGAAGCAAUGGAAACAUCUCCGGCAUGCAGUCUUCAAGGAAAAUCAGCUAACGGCAAUCGAUCGAACGAUACGGCUAUUCCCAAGCGUUAAAGACCUAGUGCUGGACAAGAACAAACUGGAAAGCAUUGCCCACCUUAGCCAUCUAAACAAUCUGCAAAUACUCAGCCUGCGAUGCAAUCGGAUAGCGCAGUGCACGAACUGGCACGUCCAGCUGGGUAACUUGGUCACGCUGAAUCUAUCCCAAAACCGGAUCCGGUUACUGGAAGGGUUAGCAAAGCUGUACUCGCUCGUCAACCUGGACCUGAGCUGCAAUUUAAUAGACGAUAUCAAUGAAAUUGAUUACAUCGGGAAUUUGCCUUUGCUGGAAAAUUUGCGCCUGAUGGGCAACCCGGUUGCCGGUGGUGUCGAUUAUCGUGCCCGUGUACUUUCACGGUUCGGCGAUCGGUUGCAGGAAAUCUAUCUUGACAACGAGAAGGGCAAUCAAACCGAGUACGAUAUGGCUCUCGUACACUCGGCGUUGCGUAUUUCGGCACAGAAAUCACACCGGAAGCUGCACAGUCUACUCGAACCAAGCAGCACGACCGAGGGUCAGGCGGACGCGCGCGAUAGUGAACGGGCGGGUACGAGCGGUGGCGAGAGCAGAUGA